Molecule: messenger RNA, 21316 nt
Organism: Petromyzon marinus (sea lamprey)
Lineage: Eukaryota; Metazoa; Chordata; Hyperoartia; Petromyzontiformes; Petromyzontidae
Gene: FBXW7
Product: F-box and WD repeat domain containing 7
Biological process (GO): proteasome-mediated ubiquitin-dependent protein catabolic process; ubiquitin recycling
Cellular component (GO): nucleus; cytoplasm
Molecular function (GO): ubiquitin binding
Source: RefSeq, a predicted model, not a curated record
UUGUUAUUCUGUCUCUCACUGUUCAAAUAAAAAUGAUAGACUGAUCAUUUCUUUGUCAGUGGGCAAACGUACAGAAUCAGCAGGGGAUCAAAUAAUACUGUUUUCCCUCACUGUACGUGAUCCACAUACAGCAUUCUCAAUCUCUCCAUUUAUCGUCGCAAGAGACAUUUUUCACAGGCCAAUAUAAUUGCCACUUUGACAGGUUUUAAAAUGUGCCUAUUCUUUUUUGUAUUUGCAGUGAUGGCACAUAAUUGGCAUGAAAGGAUUGUGAAGGUGUACUAAAUCUCAUGCAGGGUGUACCGAUACCGACAUCAGCAUUCAGGUCGGCAGCCGAGCUCUGAGUCACCACCGUGCUCGUCACCUCGUUAGAGUGCAUCGGAGCAUCUGCAUUACAGGUGGUUCACCUCUUGCCUUGUGUUUGCACACGUGAUCAAGUGAGGAGUAGAUUGCUGGAUCUGAAGGAGACAAGUUUCCCCACCCUUCCUCAAAAUGGACUGUAGAAAGGAUACAUGAUUGAGAAGGCAAGUAAGUUGUUUUAAUCGGUCUAAAUCAGAAUCUUUAUUUAGACUGGAGGAAUGCAAUGAGCGAUGGAGCUCUCUUUUUACAGUUGUCCAGUAGGGACGGGUUGUCAAUAUGCCAUGGAUCAGCAAUAUGGACAUUGACAAAGAAAAUGAAAAUGUUGAAAAGCAUACAAAAGAGCUUGGAGAGAGGUGCAUGUUUGUAAAUCCCACUGAGAGAAACAACAAAAAAUGCUGGGAUUAGAGAGCACAUGCAAGUUCAAGAUAUCAUUUUGACUACAAGGUGGGGUUCGACAGGACACAUCGCGAGAAUAGAUGAUGAUCGAUGGGCGAACCUAAAAAUGGAAUGGCAUUCAAACGUAGGAACAUCUCUGAGAGCACGUUCGCUGUGGAGAUGGAGCUAUUCAAUCGGCUCGUGUGCAGGUUUCUAGAUGGAUUUGUUUCCAUCGCAAGGCCAUGAGAGAUGGUGGUGGCUUGGGGAGCCCUUCAUCUGGCAGUGAGUUUAUCGUGACUGAUCAUGAUUGUGAUAUGGAGCGUUUUAUUAGCAAAGCUACAGAAUUUUUAAAGGCAUGAUAAAUCUUGGCAUUUUUAAUGGUGAUAAUCCCAGAAUCUACAACAUGUUGAUUUACAUUUGGACAAGGUGUACAUAAUAAAAAUAAUAUGGCACUUGUUAUUUUAUUUGUAGUUUUUUAUUUAUAAUUUAAACGAAGUUUUUCGUAUCUGCCGGGUAACUUCUCAAUUUAAUUUAGCCAUCAGUAAGUAUAUCCACUUUGCGCUAUGUCAUUUCACAUGAGGCGUGCGAGGUGUGAGGCCCGGUGUGAUAUAUCGCGUAAAAUCCGAUCCCCGUGCCUCUCUCAAUUACCGCCAGCCAUGGUGGGCCUACAGAGUCCGAGGUGACGUGGCUCCCCGCCUGGGCCAUAGCAGGUCUCCCGGAGUUCGAGCAACGCAUGGGGAUCACGGCGGACACAAAUUCCUGAGACGGGCAGAAUAGCUGGGGCUUGGCCCGGUUGCCCCGACCUCCCCUGGGAUUACGGGUAUAACCCAGUAAGGCUGAGGCAGCUGCCAGGGCAUCCGAGCCCCAGUUGGCGUUUGUUUUACGCUACAACAGGGAUUCGGGAAGGGGAAGGAAAUGUAUCGGUCGGCCAUCAGCUGAGUGGGCCGUAUGAAAGGUAGCGAUAUGGGGAUUGUGUUUGAGAGUGUGGUUGCUAUAUUUAAUUUGAGCGGGUGCUCGUGUUUCGCCUUCGCUGCCAAGGGGGGCGUGACAUAGGUGCAGGCAUUGGAUAAAAGCGUUUGCGUCGCAACCUAGUGGUGGGACGGGCGCAUCGGCAGCCAGACGGGCAAGCAGGGAAUAAACUGUGCUCAAUUGUGAGCCUGUCUGCCACAGCUAACUGGUUUUCCUGACGUCAAAGACCUCUGGCAAAAACAGCAGAAGAGAAAAAAAAACCCCAGUGGGUUAAACAACGUAUUUUAUCAGGCACUGAAGUUUGUGUAAAUUGAGGACGGGGUCAAGUUGUUCCCUCUCAUCAGAGGCUGACACCACUUUACAAGAUGAGAAUCGACAUUGACAUCUUUGUGCAGGUCCUUCCGUAUUGUUUUAAAAAGGUAAGCUCCCCUGCUGUGUAUUUACAUUUUCGAAUGAACACAACAGUGCGGUGUUGUUAAGUCAUUACCUUGGUGUGAUUUGUUAUUUCACUUGGUUGAAACUGUGUUUUCCCCCCCCCCGCUCCAAAAUAUUUUCUGAAUUGGUAGAAAAUAUUGUUGUAGCCUGCACUACAAUCAAACGAACUGCAGAUGUCAUGUUUCCACUUUGGUGAAAAUAUUCAGCACAGUCUUCUUUAAUGUAUCUUUAAGUUGCCUUGCCUGUGAUGUUUGUGGGGGGGAUAAACUGUAAAGAAUGUAUCUAGAAAUAACAGUAAAGAAUGUAUCUACAAAUAUUUUAAUUUAGAUUUGUAAGAUUGUGAUUAUUUUCAUUUAUGUCGAAUGUGGAGCAAUGUCAAAGCAUGGAAGGGACGACUAAACAAAUAAUUCGUACCCCCCCCCCCCCCCCCGCUUUUCAUCUUGCCCCGGGGUUUUUUGUGAGAUCUUUAGGGACUGUUUGCCCAGCAACAUUUAGCUGUGUCGUGAGCACUGGAGCAUGAGUGGACAGAGCCACCAUGGCAUUUUUUUUUUCCCUCCGCCAAGCUUAUAUUAGUAACAGCAUCUGUUUUUGUUCGAUGAACCGCAAUCUAAUUUCCAGACUGUGGCGCCCCCCCCAGUGCUUAAUGGCAUUCAGAUCAGUGACCAUCUUUGGGAUCGUUUGAUUCUAAACGCACGCGGAAUUUAUUCCUGCGGUGUUGCCUUUUAGAGCCAUUGGCGGCUGAGCUUUGAGAAGGACAGCUUUCAGCGUGCGCGCCUUUCCAAUAUUCGCCAAUUUAUCUGCUCUUACGUGUAUAUGUGUGGGUCAUUUGUGCAGGAACAGUGUAGAUUAAAAUCAUGUUGAGUCGUAACUAGGCCGGCUCUUUGAAGCCAGACAAAAGCCAUUUUUUGAAUCUGUUUCCGCGAGCCAUUUACAAUGCACUUUCUUUUGGCUGAUGGUUCGCACAUAUUUCUUUUAGGUUGUUGUUGUGAACUGAUUUCAUAGUAGCGCAGCAACAAAAAAACUUCACUCGUGCACUUGAAUUUUUUUUUUACACAAUGCAACCACAAACGCUCGCACACCGCGCUCAUUACAGUGUGCACAUGUGGUACAUAGACAAAUCCUGAUUUAGUCAGAUGGACGUGAGGGCUUCUAUUUUGAGCGUUGUGUUCAUCACCAGGUCCCAAGGUUUAGUGGAUGCGUUUGCACAGCAGUCCCCCCAUACCCUUUACACGUGCUGCUGCCGUUUGUGAGCGCAACGCCAAAUACGAAACGUGAAGGGAUUUCUCGAUGACCUUUACAAAAUGUGUUUGCUUCAAAGUUUUUUAACUUAACCGAGGUGAACAUUUCACGUGGAGAUGUACGUGUGCAGUUGAAUGUGUUACGCCACAAUUAAAAGCAGAAUAAUAAUAACAGCAAAUUAGCGCGAAGUGCUUCGUGUUCAUAUCUAAAGAUUCACAUGUAUUCGCUUGAUGCAUUGUCAUUUUUAAAUGUCAAAGCUAAUGCCAUGGACUCUCGAAUACACUUAAUCUGCAAAUACAGCCAUUUCCAUUUUUACGCAGAGUGCAUAUGGUGCUUACGAACGUGAUGUGCGCAUGUGGCUUUCACACAGUGGCCUCCCUGGGCCAUUGCUAUGGGUGGAAUUAUGAAGGACAACCCAUGGUCAUUGCGUGCUCAUUUGUUUUCCAUUCACAUUGUCAAACUAUCAAAAUUUUGUAUAACUUUUGAAAUUAUGUCUUUGCCUAAUACACACUUGUAAGCGCCAGCUGUUGUUACUUAUUGUCAUUAUUGUAAUUCGACUUUUGAAAAUGCAAUCAUUUUCUCACUGGUGGAAAUUAUGCACAGUUGUUUUAAUGAGCAAAGUCUGUGUAAACAAAUGCAUGUUUAUUUAUUAUUUUAGUUCAGAGAAUUGAAGUAGCCCACAGAUUACUAAUACAAUCUGGCGUAUCAUUUUCGGUAUUUUAAAUUUGUAUUUUGAAACAAAUACAUCACGAAUACAUGUUGAGAAAUGUAACUUAUUUUGCAGUCGUCAACAAUAACAAUAUUGUACGUAUAUUUUGUCAAUCCACUGCUGGAUGAAAGCCUUCCCAUGCUGGGUCGGUUAUGGGGGUUGUUUUUAUCACGACUUCGCCAUGCUGGUACAGUGCAGCUUGUGAAAAAGGGGUUGGGAUGUGGGGUGCCAGGACCGGUUCACAUUUCACUCACCACUGAUGAUAAACCAUUUCUGGGAAUCAAACUCAGAUCUCCGUGUGCAUCAUUUAACAUGGAAAUGCAUUUAGUUCCUUUUUCAGAAAUGGAAUCGUUAAUGAAAACAAUUGUGACAAUUCUCUAGGAUCACCGUGUACGCUCUUGAAAUAUAGAUAUGUUCCAGGGACAAGUUUGAAGAUCACUGGAGCAGGGUCAAUAUGCUCCACGGCAGAGGCACUGUGAUUUCACAGCUUAAUUGAGUUGUGAGGUUUUAGCCAUUUGUGGAGUAAUCAUCUGCCACUCUUGCUUGGGGCACAUGAAAGUCGAGCAUUCGUUAAUGUGUUUAUAAUUGUAUGCACACAUUUCAAUUACAAUCAACGCUCAAAUGUGCGGGAUAACUGGGAGGGGUUGCCCGGAUAAUGCAAAUGUAUGUAAAUUAGGCGAAAACAUUUAUUGUUAACCUAGACCGAAUAUGAUUCAGAUAUCUAAUGUGUAGUUCAUCUGUUGCUUCUCAUAGAAAUUGGGCAGCAGGGCCUGCGCAGAGGUGACACUUUUGCCCCGCAGCAUCCCUAGGUUCGAUUCCGGACUCAGGUGCCAUUGUGUGGCGUUUGUAUGCUCCCCCGCUGUUCUGCAUGGAGUUUAUAGGGUCCUCAGGUUUCCUCUCGUAGCUAUCAGAAACUUCAUGUUAUUGAUAUUGGCCAAACAUCCCGAUGCUUAAAAUAAUAAUUACAAACGUACUAAUUUUGAAAUUGCACACCGCAUCAUAGCCCUAUACUGCGUAAACUUACCAGGACCCUCCUGAAAAAGAGUUGAGAUUCUGUGAGGCUUUUCUGGCUAAACAAGCAUAAAAAUAAAAUCAGUUUGCUCGCCAAGAAACCCAUUUGCAGUCACCUGUGCCUGAGUCGCUUACCAUCGACAAGUGAGGAGCAGCUGAUAAUUAAACCAGCACAUGCCCUUGGAAAAUGUGGGUGAGCACCGUCACUCCGCAACCUGAACAUUUGAGAGUGAACUGCAUGACAUUAUUUGGUGAUACUGCGUUGGCAUUGGUGCAAAAAGCACAAAUUUCCAAAAAGCUCGACAUGCUCGCAAAUAACACUGCCUUAAAAGGAAACGUGUAACAUAGGUGACGUUUCAGGACAAUGCUCCUUUCUUCAUAGCAUAUUUAUUAUAUAUUUUACAUUUUAAGGAAUUACAUUUUGAGCUCGCCUGUGGUAUGGACUAAAAGUCCACGCAGCUCGGAGGCGCGCAUGGGUGUGGGCUGUCCCUCCAGAGAGCAGUCACGAGUGUGCGUGCGCUCUUCACGGCCCCUGUUUUACUGGUAGGAACGAAGUUGUAAACUGAGUGUACCAGCCUGCAAUAGAUGAAUGUGUCCGUCUGUCCGUCCCCUUUCAAUACUUUACCGAAGUGAAAUCUCGUGCUGUUGGGUGUAAAAUCAGCAAUAGACAGUGCAGAGACUUGUCCUACCAGCCCACCCUGCAAGGACCUGUUAUGUUUCGCCAACAUUGUUGGGCAGCUAAGUUUUAGCUUUCAUAUGCUCCCCCAUUGGAAGUGUGAGUGUCUGGCUCGCGGAGUAACCCACAGGAUCAGCGUUGUUGCGCCUCAUUCCUUGAGACGGGAAUGCGGCAGAGGGGAACUUUGUAAAAUCGUGGAUUGCAAAGGAGAGUGGUGGCGGUGCAAUGGUAAGCGUGCACCGCACUAUGAAUCCAGUGAACCAAGUUCCAUUUUUUUUAAUUGAUCCUAGACGGUCCUGCCUCCUUCACCAGCCCACACUGAUAAGCAUGGUGAAGUAUCGUAAAACAACUCCAAUGACUGAAACGGUGGAAGAAGCCUUCAUCCAACAGUAGAUUGACGAAGGGGCUUAAUAUUCUUGAAUUAUAAAGAACAUUUAAAGGCACUUAUAGUAAGCCUGUAUUUGCAUUUUUCUGCCAGGCACAUAAAUUUGAAAAUUUCUUACCGCUGAAGUAACAAUUAAAAUAAUUGACUGAUUUAAUUUGGGGGUUUUCGUAGGACGUGCAAUAAAAGCAGCACAGAAUUGUAUUAGUGUCAUUCCAUACAGUCCACCCAGCAGGAAAUGGGUGCUAAUUUAUUGAUAAAUACUUUAUUAAAUGCUAUAUGAAGCAAAGCAGGGUUUUGUUGUGUAAUGAACUUUAUAGCUAACGAAUGCCUCCGGCUUUGCAGACCUCAUUUAUUUUUUCCUGCUUUAGCCAUUGUGACAUAAUUACGGUUAUUCACUUAAGAAACACCAAGCCGCGAGUCGUGAAUGUGGUAAUUAAGCCAGGGCGUCUGGGAAAUGAAAUGACAAACCCCUCCGUGUCUUCCCAGCCAAUCCUGCCGUGUGUAACUUCACUGUGAUCGCGUGAUCAAUGUCGCACCAUCACAUUGGCUGGGAGGACACCCGGGGUUUUAUAGUUUGUUUUUAAUUAUCCUGUGUCCUUGACUGUAAUUAACACAAUCAGUUAAAUUGCUGCAGUAUCCCCAAUUUAAAGUGCUUUAAUCGUUUGUGUACAUCCAAACUAUUGCAAUGUAAUGCAACCACUCGAGUCUGAAUCUCACACUUAACCAUUUUCAUUUAGGUUUUCCCUCCAGUAGAUUCUAACUUUUUAAAAUAAAAACAUAAUUGGUAAAGCCGUGGCAGUAUAUUGCUUCGCCUAUUCAAUAUGCAGAUAUGCCUGACUAGUCUGGUUUGGACACUGGCACAUUUCGAAUUGGCCAAAUAUGACGAGUCAAAUGUAUUUUUUACUGCAGAGUCCGCCGCCAGCUGUCUUCCUUUUAACCUCACUGUGGUGCUUUAUUUUUUUCAGCUCUGUUUUUCCUUUUAUAUUUUCACGAAUUCCACUUGGGUGUCCAGAAGGGUGACUGCAUCAUCCCGACGAGCUAUUCUUCCUAUUGCCCUCCAAAUCCCACUUUUUAAAAUUUUGGCUGGUUCAUUUUUUUUGUUUUGUGGGAAGAAAAAUGCAUUCCAUGAGCACGUCAACAUGAUCAUCCAGCAGAUGGCAGCACUUGCCGGGAUUCUGAACUCGCUCACCCCAAAGAGCAACGUCCGCCCCCCCCCCCCAAGGAAAAACAUGCCGUGAUCCCAAAGGAAUAACGUGCCGUGAUCCCGUGAAAGCGGGAUGCCUCGCAGACCCUUGUGACGUUAAAUAAGAGAGCAUCAGUCUGAUAUAUAUUUUUUAGGUCUUUAGAGACGGAAGUGGGCAGUGAUGCAGCAAAAAGCUCUUGUCGAGUGCCGUUUUUGUUCGAUGAACCGCAAUCUAAUUUCCAGACUGUGCCCCCCCCCCCCCCCCAGUGCUUAAUGGCAUUCAGAUCGUUUGAUUCUAAACGCACGCGGAAUUUAUUCUCGCGGUGUUGCCUUUUAGAGCCAUUGGCGGCUGAGCUUUGAGAAGGACAGCUUUCGGCGUGCGCGCCUUUCCAAUAUUCGCCCAUUUAUCUGCUCUUACGUGUAUAUGUGUGGGUCAUUUGUGCAGGAACAGUGUAGAUUAAAAUCAUGUUGAGUCGUGACUAAGCCUUUCCCAUCAGUGUGAACAGAAAUCGUUUGCGUUCCUCAUGCAUCAUUGCAGAGCGCACUCAUUUCGCUUGGCCCGGAGAUUGCUCAAUGCGGAUGUGGAGGUUUGUUCAGCUGUCCCUCUAUAUAUUUGGUUGCCAUAUCCAGCAGUUACUCGUAGUUACUGUCCAAUUACAUUGAUGGUGUCUGACCAAAACGCUCGGAAAUGGUACUUGAUGUCAUCAGUUCUCGGAAGUUGAGAAGCUUUAUCCAGGAUAAUGUUCGGGUAGGCGACCGCAUGCAUACAUGGCACACUGUAUAGGCCAGAGGCUGCAUGCAGGGUUGCAUGGUGGACGGUAGAAGGCAGUAUAGCAAAAGCCAAUUGUUGUACAGCACUUAUUUGAUUUGACAUCUAAGCUCACUGCCUGCACAAACCCCGCAUUUUAGUGAAGUAUGGACAGAUAACCUCCACAUCCACCUCAAGGUGUAUGGGGAGGCCAUCACCCAGCUGUGGAAUGACACAAACCAUGAGCACGGUUGGCUACGUACGGUGCGAAAGAAGUUCAGCAUGCACGCGUGCGUACAACCGAUGGCCUGCAAAAAACAUUUUAAAAUAAACAAACUGAAUACUUAACAUUAACACGCAUAAUUAUUUAUUUACAGUAAGUAUAUUUAAUAACGGUUUAUCAUUUUAACGUAAGAUUUGUUGAUGCGGUGUUUUUCUGCACAGAGAUGUGAAAUGCUGUGCUCUUUGCAGGGAUGCCCAGGCCCUUCGGGGCAAGUGUUUUAAUUACAGAAUUAGCAUUCGUAGGGUACGUUGAAGUACGGCAAAUUAUAUCCGUGACUGGCAAAACGCAACGGCCUUUUGAUUGCGAAUGUUGGCCCUGGAGUUUUUAACAUCCACUUUAUCGCACAGCAGGCUCUGGGCGAUGCCUUGCAGCAUGACUGUACGGCUGCAAAAAUGUAAACCCGUCAUUUCCGUGCAUAACUUCACGCCGGCGAGAACGCUGACCGCUACGUUUUCCACGCGCAAUGUCAUCACGACGUGCGGGUCCGUGCUGUUGACAUGAGCCUCUGUGGCACAUUGCCAGCAAUGUCAAUCACCUUUCACAAUAUUCACUCAACUGUGGGUGGUUCUUUACUGCAAUAUUCAUGCGUACGUUCAAAUUGUGGCCAUCGGUCGCAUAAUGUGUCAUUAACGCUUAUCGUGCAUCGCUUCCGCGGCUGGCUGCUACGGGGGCUGAGAUGAGCCGUGUUGACACGGGCAAGCAUUUUACAUGCACUCACUGUAUGUGCACACAUGCAUCACUUCUGUCAGUCUACUCCUGGAUGAGGGCCUCCCCAAUUUAUGCAAGUCCUAGGGGGACGUUUGACCAUACUUCACCGCGCUGGGCAGUGCGGGCUGGUGAGGGUGGGCGGGCCGGGCGGCAGGACCGGUUCAUAUAUCACUCGCCACUGAUGCUGGAGCAUAGAUGUACAGUACAACAAUUGAUUUUGCUACGCUGCCUUCUCAUGCCCACAACGGAGCCCGACAGCAGCCUAUAACACCCGUUUUAUGCAUGGUAAUCGCCCAACCAAGCACUAUCCAGGCGCAGCCCUAAGUAUAUUUCGAGAUCUGACAAGGUCUCAUGCAUUCCAGAUGAUUUAGUCAUAGGCUAAAACGCGUGUUGUAUAAUGCGCAGUAAACGUGCCACAUUGGCAUAAUAAAUGUUCAGAUAACUUUAUUUUGAAUUGCGGUGCUCGUUUUGUCACAUCCAAUCAACAGAAUCUAUGUUGUUGUUGUGGCGGUCUGGCCUUGGACCUGUGCGGCAUACGUUUGUAUAUUCACACCCUGCCUCGCCGUGGCUUUUUGCCAUGCUCUGGCUUUAAGUGGUGCCUGUAAAACAAGGGAACCCCCCUCCUGUCCCUAUUAAACCAGCCCUUGUUUAUAACCACACACUGCGACCUCCUAUAUGUAGCUACCAGGUGGGCCAAGAGAGAUCGGGUGGCCAGUAGGCGGCAUUGCGUCAGGUAGAUUGCUGGCCUAUCUGUUUGGCAUGUGAUAAUUUUCCCCUCCCCUUGCUGUUUGAUGAUAGCUUUGUAGCUCGUCUGAUUUCUCCAGGAAAAAUACAGACUGAUUAAUUGUCUCAUCUUGACGUUGAGAUUUAAUGAAAUGAUUCACAUUUUUUUGUGUCCGCUUUUUUUGGUGACUUUUGCAUAUGAAUGUAAAAUAAUCGACUCUUACACAAAUUAUGAAUUGCAUGUAUUAUGGCUAGACUAAGUUGUAAUUUGACUUGAUGCAUUGAUACAUGCCUGCUAUCCAAAUUCUCUUUAGUAUUAUCCAAUAAUAUGCAUAUGUUCUCUGUGUGCACUCAUGAAAUAUUUGACCAAACAUUCCAAGAGUCGGCAGACUCGUGGAAAACCUUUUCUGGAUAAACAAAUAUGACUUAUCAUUAUUAUUCAUAAUACUUUUACAACAUGAAUCAUCCAAUGUGGGGCUUUUACAUAGAGCUGCGCAUCAAUUCAAUGAGUGUAAUUGGCCAUUAUUAUUACUAUGCUACCUUCCACGUGUUCCCCAACAUGGUUGACUAAAAUCAGCGGCUUGUGCUCAGGCUUGGUGUAACUUGACAGCUUGUGUAUGGCGGGGGGAGGGGUUUUGGAAAUUAGUUUUUUUUUGUUGGAAAGUAAAAACAAAAUAUAUACAGUCCUGUUAAAAGUUAUAUUCUUUUAUUGUUGCCGGGAGUGUUGUCGUGUAUCCGUCUUGACAUAUCUUGUGAUGGUUUAGCAGUAGCUGUGAUUUUACAGCGUGCAUAUAAUCACACUGUGUUUUAUGACCAGUCCGAUUCCAUUUUGCUUUGCAGGCGUGCUGCUUGUGAAUCAACUGCAGAGGCCACUCAAUAAUCCUUCUUACGUACUACAGGGUAUUGACUUUAUGUCCAGAGUUCGGUCUGCUGAAAAAGUAUAAUGCCUUCCUUUAGAUGCUUUGUAACGCUUUAAGUGUUUAAUUUCCAUGCCGGUUUUGUUUUCUCAAAGCGCGUGCUGAGAUAGCAACUAAAACAGGUCAUUCAGCAAUGUGCACGUUUUUUUCUUCAAGUUUUAAGUUUUCUCCGUAAUCUGCAAUGUGCAAACGGUGCCCUUACACUUCAUGCUUGGAUGGGAAAUCUGUUUAACGAUGGAGAAGCCUUCAUUCAGCAGUAGAAUGAGAAUGGCCAAUGAUAUCGAUCAUGAUAAUAUUUCUUUGAGUUUUGAGUGUUCUACAAGAAGGUGAAUGGUCCUUUGGGAAUCGAUGCACGUUUAGAAUAUUGAUUGAAAGCAUCGCACUCAAAUAGGUACUCUAAGCAGUGCUCUCUCUCUGUUUAUAAAGACAGUCCUUGGUCAAUAUCGCAAACAAAAACAGCCAUUAGGAAGAAUUAGAUAGUUGUUUGCAUUAAGAACGGCGGAAAAUAAAUGUACCUCCAUAAUGUGUUUUAGCACAUGAUUGAUUUUUACUGUUGCAGAUUGAAAUGCAAUUUGGAUGAUGGUUAAUGACAUUGCACAGUUGUUGCAUUGCUGGAAACACAUGUGUUUUUUUAGGCUGGAGAAUAUGCACUGACUAUUGAGUGGCAGUGAUGGCAUUUGCAGAGCUUUCAAAGUAUUUGCAUGUAACAAAUUGCUUCUAAGAUUAUAUUCUACUUAAAUGACCAUUUAUACUUCUGAAGCAUGUUUUCAUAGUCUCUCAAUUCGUAAACUUUCCUGGUCCCUACAUAUAUUGUUAUGUUCCUGAACUAACUUACACAGUUCUAAAAUACUAUUUAGAAAUAUAUUGAAUGGACAAAAUUAUUUGCUCAUUGAAUAUUGUUCACUGAGCUGUGUAAUUGCGUGUAACAGCCAUAAACCACAUUUGCAGUGACAUGUCAGCCCAACGCCAAGACCACAUUGUAAAUAGUAUGUUGCAUCUAAGCUUGGCACCAUCGCUAAAGUGCUUAAAUAAAUAGGUAAAUCAACUAUGAAAGCUCACGCAUAUCAGGUGCUGAAUAAUAUAUUGAUGGGGGGCGCUCCCCCUUUUCAGUGUUCUGACGUGGCACAGAUAUCUGAUUGUGCAGUAAUGUUUUGCCCCUCAAACACACCUGUCUGCUCAAAAGAAAUCUAUCGCCACAUUGCAAUUGCAGGUCGGAGUCAUCAUUAUUACCCGCCGUGUGAGCCGGAAUAUUUCAAAAAUUUCUUGACUCGUGAAAUCUGGUUAACCAAGACUUUGUGGUGUUUAUUCAGUGUCCAACCACGGUUGUGACGGCAAUCUAUUCCCUGUGGCUUGUGUAUUGGAUGUUGUGGUGUUGUAGGUGUUCCAUUGCUUACAUUUUAAAUCCGAUAUUAUAAAUACCACGAGCUUUACUAAAAGACGAGUCCUUUCCGCAAUGGAUGACAUUUUUCAAAUUGAAAUUAAAAUACCAUUGUGUCUCCUGCCAGUGCUCGUUUGAAAGAAAUUCCCACUAUCUCGAACACUGCAGGCGAGCACAAGAAUAGUUGAAGACAGCUGUUACAACACAAUUUAACAUUUCAACCCGUUGUGUCGGUACACAAUUGUAUUGCAAAUGGAAGUACAUUUGUGUUCAAUAAAUCAAAAAGGAUUUUAAUGAUGACGUCGCGUACGCAUUACGACACUGCGAUCGUUUUUCCAUAAUGCUUUGGGACCCAUUGUGCUUGCCAAUGUGGUUGUUGUGGCUGUGGGGAUGCAGUGUUACUUUUCAUAUGAACGUUACAUAGUAGGUAGAGAUUUACUUUUUCAACAGCAGGAUUAAUGGGAAGUGAAGGCCACGCAUCUGCCAUAAUGGCUGCUGUGUAGACAGAUUGGGGCUGCUUUGUGUUUGGGGAUGAUGGCCUUAAGAUGGUUUGAAUCCAAACCGAUACGGUCUGUAAUAUUUUGCCAGGCGGAGACAGCAGGGUGCAAGAUUAAGGAUUUUAUUGCCUGUGCCGUAACACAUGUGCUGAACGUGUUGGGCCAACGCGACUGAAAAAGCGCUUAUAUUUUUUUUCACCGAUUUGUUUUUGAAGCAUGAAACAGGGUCCACAGGUGACAGAACCUUAAAAAGUCAUGAAUUACCUUAGCAGCAAAGAUUGCUACUCUGCACAUAGCUUGACACUUGAGGUGCCUCAGUGCGUCACUGUUGAUGUUUUUUCAUAUAGCGCGGGUGAAGGAGGUUACCUUUCCUGGUGGGUGAGGCUCAUUUCUGAGAAAGGGAGUGCAGUCUAGGCCAUAUGCUUAUCGCUUAAGUGUUACAUAAAGAUAAUACAGCUUUCAAUGGUGUAGUUAUACUUGCACUUUUGGGUAUUAUUUCCAUCCGUAAUUAUUUUUUCUAAAAAGUUAUCGAGAGCAUUUAUAAAGUGAUUACUCCACUGGAUGUCAUUUGGCAAAGUUUGACAUAUUCAAACGUAAUUUGGUAGAUGGCAUGGUGCACUCUUCUCUCAUGCUGUGCACAUUGAAAUGUUAAGUUACGGUGAGAUAUAUAAUGAAUGAUGCACAGCAGCCCAAUGGCUUCCUCUUUCUUGGGCCAGAAAGUCUGAAGUAAAAUUUCAAUUGUUGGGGCUGCCAGACCAUGCAAGUGCAGCAAUCAAACGCCUUGUUGCCAUAUUCAUAUCUCUGAGCUAAAGUCACUGGACACUGACUUAAGCCCGAUGAAUGCAGCUCACUUUGGUUUUUCAUUUAUUUGGUUGACUGCGCCGUUCCUAAAAACCGUAGGGUUUGCUAAAGCUUCGCCGAUCUUUUAUUUUCCACAACCGUGAAUAUUGUUGCUGCUGAAUCCGUGCUUUGGGCUGCGGGUGCUUUCCACGAAACAUGUAAAUGCAACUUCAGUCCCACGACAAAAGUCAUGCGUCUUCCCAUAAACGGAAUAAAUGGAGGUUGUUACUCGAUGUCAGCUAUUCUCCUGUGCCAUUGUUAAAUGCAAAUGAGACGUUUAAUGGUUGCGCCGUUCCUUGAGGGCUUUAAGGACGACGGCCGUUAAGUGGGCAGAGCCUCCUGUGAGACUGGGCUUCAGGGUCCCCACUCGCGGGCCUGUUGCUGCUGCUGGAGGUUUAUUGUCCAAACGCCGGCGGUGGUGGUGGUGUUGGUGGCGGUGGGCCGAGUGCCCUGGCGGCCCCGCGCUGUGGGUGGCCGUGGCCCCCGCUUUUAUCACGCUGCCACAGAUGCACAAUCGGCGGUAGCGCCGUGUCCUUGAAAACCCACCAGUGAUUCCAAUUUCUGUGCGCCCGUGCAGUCUGAUAUGCGUUGUCUUGUAUUUUUUGGUUGUUUUUGUGUUGUAGAUAACUACAUUUAGUGGAAUAGAAAAUGAAUGUGUCUUUUGUCUCAAUGGUGCUGAACGUUUGGCGUUGGUGGUGUGUGUGUUCACGAGUGUCUUCAUGUGAUGUAAAGGGCAGUGGUGAUUUAGUGUUGGCUUACUGAUAAAGUUCGAGUGACCCGGGUUAGAUUCCUCACUGUCACUGGUGUAAUUGGUGUCGGAAGCUAGUUUGGGUCUCUUCUAUAGUGACUUGGCCCAUGAUUGUGAUGAGUAGUUUAUGGGCAGCAACAACUUGUGUCAUAAGCUUGAUAAUUAUGAGAGCGUAUAAUUCCAUAGGAGUAAAACGGUGGUGGACUGCUUUGGGCACUGCGCUCUAAAGCUGGCUGCCUGGGUCUGGUUCCUGACCUCGGCUAACAUCAGUGGCAAGUCCACAGCUGAACUAUUCCUGGGACCACCUUUCACCUACCCACAGUGACCAGCAUGAUGAAGUAUUAUUGAAAAACCCCAGUGACAAACAUGGCAUUGGAGAGGCUUUUAUCCAGACCAGUGAAUUGACAAAGAGCUCUAAGAAAUACAUAUUUCACGAUCUUAACAACACAUUCUGACUGCCUAUCUUUUAGAACUACCAAUGAUUACUAAACAGCUUCGGCAACCGUAGAUUAGAAAUGAAGUGGAGUGCAAUUUGAAGGAUACUGAUCUCGUAGUGUAAAGGCUGUAGUCUAAUUAAAAUUUAGCAGCAGGUUAUAAUAGCUUUUGUGCAGUACCCUGUUAUGCAUGUUGCUAAAGUUUGCAUGACCAUGGUUGUGCAUCAUCUUAAAUAGCUUUCACAAGUAUAAAACUGUUAACCACUUAUGUGACUUGGAUGCCUGCAUGCCAAGCAGCAAACUGCAUUGAAAUUAUGAUUUUACUUCAUAUAUCAUCUUCUCAUGUGGAAUAAGAUGAACAGAUGUUGCAGGCAAAUCAAUUUUUUUGCUGUAAUUUUCUGGAUGAUAAUGGAAGUUUUACAAAGAAAUGGCCAUUUAGGAUCUGUUUUGUCAACCAUAAGCUCAUUAAUGCAAUGUUUAAAAAUACAUUUUGGGUUUUGUUACUCAUCUUUGUUUUCUUUCACGCUUAUUUGUAUAAAAAAAUAUAUUUGUUGAAUUACGAAUACUGCAUGCCAUUUCAGAUGAACAUCCCAGCAUGAGACAUGGCACCUUCUCAAUCUGUCUACCCCCACAUUGCUCACAUCCCUUCCUUCCCAUUGUUUAUCUGAUUAUAUGCCUGUGAUUGGCACGCUAAAUUCAGGAAGCAUACUGAGCUCCAUCAGUCGUAAACUCAUGCGGCGUAGAAAAAGAGGCAAAAAAAAAGUUGGGCACAAAUUGAGGGCACCAUGGCAACAAGGCAGGGUGAUCGUUUCUGUUUGCGAGCGGAAGGCGAGCUGUGCGGGCUGCUGUGGGCCGACUGAGCUCAAGCACGCGUGUAGGCGUGCGUGCGUGCGUGUCUGUGUGCGUAAGAGACUGGGAGCUGAGAGGCUGAGAGGCUUUGAGAGGGAGGGGUCGGAUGAGCUGCUCCAGAUGAACAAUUAGGCGUAAGAGGCCAGGAUUUCAUGCGAGGGCGCGACGCUCCGCUCUCCACUCUCGCGGGGCGCGCUCGGACCGCUGCGUUCGCGCCCAUGUGUUUGUGCGCGUGUGCGCACGCGUGCCCGCACAUCCAGCGAGACGGGCGGGAGGGAUCGCACGCACGCUACGACUCGGCUGUCAGUGAUGGGCUCUGACGUACGGUCGGCACAGGUUGACGAAAUGAACCCGGCAUCUGAGCUGCCACGGACAGGCAGGGCAGCGUCCGCAAUGAAAUAAUGGCGACUGGUUCAAGUGGUGCCCUUCAAACAGCCUGAACCAUGGAGUUACUGAUGGCGAUUUUGAGAAUCAGACCUUUGAUGAAGCGCAAGUCAGAGCACGGCCCUGACAUGCGAGCCCUCUCCCCAGGCAAGAAGCCCUGCAAAGGGUCGGAACAUCCCAGUCACGCGCUGGGCUCGCUGCUGCCGUGCACGAGCGUGCCGACGACGUUCGGGGAGCUGCGUGCAGCGAGCGGACAGGGCCAGGGCUCCUCCCGCCGCCGUCUCGCGGGCGUCACUCCUCCCGCGGAGCUGCAGGACUGGCUCAGGACCUUCCAGAGCUGGAGUGGUCCAGAGCGGCUGCUGGCGCUGGAUGAGCUCAUAGAUCGAUGUGAGCCGCCGCAGAUCAAGCACGUCAUGCAGGUCAUCGAGCCACAGUUCCAGAGAGACUUCAUCUCCCUCUUGCCCAAGGAGCUCGCGCUGUACGUGCUGUCGUUCCUGGAGCCACGGGACCUCCUUCGAGCGGCACAGACCUGUCGUUACUGGCGCAUCCUGGCCGAGGACAACCUGCUGUGGCGGGAGAAGUGCCGGGAGGAAGGUCUCGACGAACCCCUCUACGUGAAGCGCAAGAAAUCGGCCACGCCCAACUUCACAUACAGUCCCUGGAAGAGCGCCUACAUGCGGCAGCACAGGAUAGACAUGAACUGGCGCUGCGGAGAGAUCAGAGCUCCCAAGGUAUUGAAGGGGCACGAUGACCACGUGAUUACCUGCCUGCAGUUCUGCGGAAACCGGAUCGUCAGCGGGUCGGACGAUAACACACUCAAAGUGUGGUCGGCCGUCACGGGCAAGUGCCUGCGGACGCUGGUGGGGCACACGGGCGGCGUGUGGUCAUCGCAGAUGCGUGGCAACAUCAUCGUCAGUGGCUCCACAGACCGGACGCUCAAAGUCUGGAAUGCAGACACGGGGCAGUGCGUGCACACGCUGUACGGACACACGUCUACUGUGCGCUGCAUGCAUCUGCAUGGAAACAGGGUCGUGAGCGGCUCCCGCGAUGCCACCCUACGCGUGUGGGACAUCGAGACGGGCCAGUGCCUGCACGUGCUCGCGGGCCACGUGGCGGCCGUGCGCUGUGUGCAGUACGACGGCCGGCGCGUCGUCAGCGGCGCCUACGACUACACGGUGAAGGUGUGGGACCCCGAGAGCGAGACGUGCCUGCACACGCUGCAGGGUCACACGAACAGAGUCUACUCGCUGCAGUUUGACGGUGUGCACAUCGUGAGCGGGUCGCUGGACACGUCGAUACGCGUGUGGGACGCCGAGACGGGCACCUGCUUACACACGCUCGUGGGCCACCAGUCGCUCACCAGCGGCAUGGAGCUCCGGGACAACAUCCUCGUGUCGGGAAACGCAGACUCCACCGUCAAGAUUUGGGACAUCAAGACCGGCCAGUGCCUACAGACUUUGCAAGGGCCGAACAAGCACCAGAGUGCGGUGACCUGCCUUCAGUUCAGUCGCAAGCUGGUGGUCACGAGCUCGGACGACGGCACCGUGAAGCUGUGGGACUUGCGCACGGGCGACUUCCUUCGCAACCUCGUUUCGUUGGACAGCGGCGGCAGCGGCGGGGUGGUGUGGCGCGUGCGCUGCUCCAACACCAAGCUGGUGUGUGCCGUGGGCAGCCGCAAUGGCACCGAGGAGACCAAGCUGCUUGUCCUGGACUUUGACGUGGACAGCAAGUGAAUGACCCUCCCCACCGCGGCCAGUGGGCUCUGCGAAGGUGCGGUGGCAUUCGUGACAAGUGCUCGGCCACGCCGAGUGUGUGGCGCGCGUUCGCUGUGCGCCUGUGGUUGUGGGUGGCACUGGGGGUGGGGGAGGGGGGGGUGGUGGUGGUGGGCAGUGAGGCUGAAGGGCACGAAAGUAGUAGACCCCGUGGGUCUCUUUGAAAUGGGCUUGUUGCUCACGUGCCAACGUUGGAAGGGAUCACGCACACAAAAAAAAGCCUAAAUGUAUAAAAUACAGGACACAAAUGGAACACCUGAGUGCCAACAACAAGCAGGAAGAUUUGACGACUGAAAUCUUCAGCUGAACUUCCACCCCACCCACCAACCAUCCUCAAGUUGCCUGUGGUAUAUUACUGACUUGAAAGUACACUGACUUGGAGAACUCUAUUUAAAAAAUAAAACAAAUUUCAAGCGAUUAAAAAUCUCACACUUUUAAGGCUCUUUGUCAGGCCCUUGCCGUGCCACCCUGUCUACCCCAGCGCAUGUGACUGGAGUGGGGUAAGACCCAAAGCACUUCUUGCAUCGGACUGCUCAAGGUUGACACCAAAUGGAAGACGGCGCAGCAGUGGUCUGUGGCGUUCACUCUUCCAUAGCAGCAGCCAAGGACCUUCCUUUGCGGCAGCGGUUGUGGGAGUUUUGGUAGCCGAAGAAGAUCGUUUUCUUUGCUGGCCUUAAAGCGACUGAACCUAAUGAGAGCAGGGACCUAGCUAGCUUGGUGCAGUGAAGCGCGAAGGGAGGGACAUGGGAACCCACUUUGGCAUAAGUCUUUGUGGUGGAUCAUUAAAAUUAGGAAUGUGAAUGUAAGCAGCAGAAUAAGCGUCCCUAACACUUUGUUCUAAUGGAUUACACUACAGCCUGUGAAAGGUAUCUUUUUUUCUUAAUCGUUAUCAAUUUACUUGUUUAUUUGUUUUUGUGAUACGACUAAAACUGCUCUGUUGGUAACCGUUCGAGCUGGGAUGCAUAGAAGGGAUAAAGUUAAGUCUUUGAUUAAAGUUUGCUGCGGUGGCCAUCAGCUAUGUGGGAUGACAUCGCGAGGUGUGCGCGUCCCCCCAACCCCCCCCCGUGUGUUCCUUGGGUUCCAGAAGAAAACCUCGGUUGCCAUAUCACGGCAGCGAGAUCGAGUACUAUUGAACAAUUUCGGCUCGAAACCAACGAAAAUAAAGCGCUUAUCACUUGGUGGGCAGCUUCCAGUGCUCACAGAGUAACAUAGAGCCUCUGGGAGUUGUACCCACGAAAAGGCCCGCCUGCUGAUGUCGCACGACGGGGCGGACACCUUUUUGCAGAGGGUACAGAAAGGCGCAGAGCUCACCUUUUGCAGGGGAGAAGGCGCCGAGCGGAAAUGAUUACCGGACGCCGUGCUGAAACGCAGCAGAUUAAUUGUCUUAACAAACUAUGGAAAUAAGUUUGCUUUUGCCAACAUUGCAAACUUCAGCUCGGGGGCUCUGCACGCCAAACCGCUACUGUGGUGUCGCCAAAAAUGAAGCGUUCUCUUACAUUUUUCCGUCAUCGUUAGGUUUUUUGUUAAAUACUUACAACUCGAUGACCCUACGUACAUUUCCAUUCUGUUUGGGAUACACUUUCAAUUGUUGUUAAAGGCCAGGUUUGAAAGCGAAGGUGCGUUGUGAAUGCGGCAUGCGAUGUCCCAGCCUGUUUACUCUCUCUACACAGCCUACGCUGUGCCUCGUCAUUAUGACUGUAACAUCAACCCACGUUGGGACUAAUGUGAAAGCUGUGCUAACCACUUCAAUUAUAUUCGUUUUCCUGUGUUAGCGUUCUAAAGCUUUUGUUGUUUUGUUUUCUCAGUUAAAAGGGUGCUGUUUGGAUUUCAUGUUCGUCUCACGUUUGUACAUGGGCAGUUAGUACAGGGUUCAGUAGCCUUGCGUGUGCUACACGUUGCGUAUACACAGUUCGUGCACUCUUACAGAAAUGGCCCGGCUUCUCUGGUCACUCGCUUCACCGUUCGCCGUCAUUGUUGCGGGCGACGAGCCUCGCGUGGCCCUCGGCCGUCACGCACCGGCCCCCAGCACCCGUGCUGGGCAUGCCCACACGUAUGACUUGUCUUUUUAUGGCCGCACGCAUGUAAGUGGGCCCCCCCCCCCCUGGGACGUAAAAGUAGAUGCUGCACUGAAAACCGCACCGCACCUCUUCUUUGUCUUGUGUUUGUUGUUGCACACACUCUCCUGCACAAACACACACACACACACAUUCAUAACCCCAAGCCCUUAGUGUAGAAAAACUAUUUUUCUGCAAACACACUGAAAUUAAAUACAUACUGGAAUGCUGUAAGGAAAGGCACAGCACGGGAUAUAUUGUUUUAAUCAAGCUGAAGUGUGUACUGCGGGGCUGAUAGCGCCAGAGUAAUUGAGCCAAUUUAAACUGAAAAAUUAUCAAUUUUAAGGCGACGUGACAAAUGCAUUGAUGUUUAAAUAUGAACGGGCGCCACAUUCUUUGAAAUUGGCAGGUCACUGCCCAAAAACCGAUAGCCGGUGUACACAAUCGAGUGCAGCUGUGCGUUUCCCCAGCAAGUCAGUGGGCGGACCAGGGUGCAUUUAGAGUGAACUCUAAUUGUGGCCGGUGAUUAAUGAGCUCCGAUGAGACGCAUUACGGAAUCCAGAGCUUCAACCGAGCAGCUCUAAGUGCUCUCCGUGACAAGCUUUAGGUGAACUGAGGCCUUCUGAAUGUGCUGUUUUAAAACCAUGUUUAGCGUUGUGUGUGCGUGCGUGCGUUGGUCCGGUUACUGUUAUUGUUUUUUGCCGAAGCAGGAUUUUCCUUCCAUUUUUGAUUGUGGGAUUCUGUGAGGGUUUUUGGGGGAUUGGCUUUUGUCAUUCGUGGCCCGUCCAUGUGUAAAUAAUUCCACGUAGAAACUGUGAACUUGAAUUGGCCUCUAAGCAGGGGGGGCAGCUGUACAGUGAUGCCAUCUGCUCUGUAUAGCCUGUUCAUGGCGAUGUGUACAUAGGGCGGUUCUGAUCCGCACUUAGUGGCAAAAAAAAGAUGUAGUUCAAAAGAUCAGGGAGUUUUUUUUGUGUUUUAUUUUUUUCACUAACCGUCAGUAUUGAAUUCAGUCUUUUUUUGUAUCACCAUGUUCCUUCACGUGCGUGUUUGUUGCUGCUGCUUAUGAAUGUCACGUUGUAAAGAAAGAGAAAAAGGAAAAAAAAAACCUUAAUUUCAUUGGUCAAUGUGCAUCUUAAAUGAGAGUUGAGGGGACGGCAGAGAUGUGGUGCCGGAUGAGACGACCAGUCUGUGAGUCGGGAGAGAUUUUCCACCGGGCCCCCCUCUAUUCUCGACCAGAGCCGUCGCUUGUCGUGCACCCGUCCCUCCGUGUGGCAGUCUUUGUUGAGCCAGCAGACGGAGACGCUGGUCCCUUGCUGGUGUCUGCCGAGGGUCGUGAGAGUGAGGGGUGGCUGGCCUUUUCGUCCAACCCUGGCAGUGUGCACGCGAGGUCGGGGUGAGGUCAGGAGGCGUUUGCCGUCACUUGGCUGGGUAUGUGCCAUCUGAACAAAAUGUGUAACGUAGGCAAGACGAAUCACAUUAAGUGGAAGCAAAAAAAAGUAUAAAAAAUACAAAAAAGGAAAAACAAAUAAAAAUUAAUUACAAAUAUGUAACAUAUGAAAAAGGGAUUGAGUUACUGGUUUGUUUUACUUAGAAAUUUUUAUUUUCAUAUGAAAGUGCAAUAAAGUGUACCUCAAUGGAAGGA